This is a messenger RNA of Oryza brachyantha (malo sina), 2976 nucleotides long. Its product is annotated as U-box domain-containing protein 4. The coding region runs from base 429 to 2618 and encodes 729 amino acids. Gene Ontology annotation, cellular component: cytoplasm; nucleus. The record is from RefSeq and is a predicted model, not a curated record. Gene Ontology annotation, biological process: protein ubiquitination. The transcript has a single exon. Lineage: Eukaryota; Viridiplantae; Streptophyta; Magnoliopsida; Poales; Poaceae. Gene Ontology annotation, molecular function: protein binding; ubiquitin-protein transferase activity.
CCGCAGAAAAACCAAACAAAACCGUGGAUCCCGACGAGGAGAAAGCCGAGACGGAAACCGAAGCCAGCGAGAAAGAAAAAAAGAAAAAAAGAAAGCUUUGACAUGUCAGCCGCUCCCGCACCAUUCCCCUUCUUCCUCCUCCUCUUCCUCUAGAACUCCUCCUCUUCCCCGCUCCCGCCGCCUCUUCCUUCUCCUCCACCACCGCGCGCCUCGACGUCACGCGGGGCGGAGCAGUUGCUGCGCGAGGGAGGGGGGGAGGGGGGGCGACCGUUUCCGCGGCCUCUCUCUCUGUCUCGGAUUCGUCUGAGGUCCGCACCGAACGGUUCACCUAAUCCGCCCGCCCUCGUCAAAGGGGGGCGGUGCAAGAAAUCCAGGAGGGGGAGGAGGGAUUGGUUGGUUGGUUGAUUGGUUCUUUGGUGGGAGGGGGCAUGGCGGCGGCAUCGUCGCCGGUGGAGUUCCUGCUGCGGAGGAUGCCCACGCCGCGGCGGAGGAGGCUGCCGCUGGCGGGGGCGUUCUUCGCGCCGACGGGGCUAGCGGGGGCCACGCUGCUCGGCGCGGUGGCGUCGCUGGCCGCCGGGGUGGUGGCGGGGGCGAGGCCGCCGUCGCAGCGGCGGAACGUCGACGCGCUCGCGCGGCGGCUCGCGCUGCUGGCGGCGAUCCUCGACUCCGUGCUCCUCGACGCGCGGGGGUCUCUCGGCGGAUUCUCCGACGCGGCCAACCUCUGCUUCCGCGAGCUCUACGUCGUGCUCUUCCGCGCCGAGCUGCUCGUCUCCUACGUCGCCUCCGCCGGCCGCGCGUGGGCGCUGCUACGGUGCCCCCACCUCGCCGCCUCCUUCCGGGACCUCGACGCCGAGCUCGCCGUCGUCCUCGACGUCCUCCCCGCGGCCUCUCUCGGCCUCUCGCACGACGCGGCCGGCCUGCUAGGGCUCCUCCGCGCAAACUGCCGCAGGCGCGCGCCUGCCCAGUAUCACGACCCCGACGAGGCGGCGCUCCGGGACCGCCUCCUCGCCGCCCUCCGCCAAUUCGAGCUCGGCCAGUCACCUGACCACCCCGCGCUCCAAUCGCUCCUCGCCGACAUGGGCAUCUCCUCAGCCGCCUCUUGCCGCGCAGAAAUCGAUUACCUGGAAGAGCAAAUCUUGAGCCAAGAAGAGGACACCGACCUCCCUCUCGUCGGCAGCGUCGUCGCCUUGCUCCGGUACUGCCUAUUCGCCCUGUUCAACCCUGGCAACACGAGGGCUCUCCGGGAUUGGCCGUUGGCGGGCAACAGGCAGCGGCUGCUCUCGUUUGGCGGCGGCGGCGGCGAUGACACCUCCUUCUCGGUGCCAAAGGAGUUCUCAUGCCCAAUUUCUCUCGAUUUGAUGCGUGACCCUGUGGUGGCGUCCACCGGGCAGACAUAUGACCGGCCGUCGAUCAUACAGUGGAUCGAGGAAGGUCAUUCCACCUGCCCCAACUCCGGCCAAACCCUUGCAGAUCACCGGCUUGUGCCGAACCGUGCUCUCCGCAGCUUGAUUUCACAGUGGUGUGGGGUGUAUGGUUUGCAGUACGAUUCGCCGGAGAGCAAUGAGGGGAUGGCGGAAUGUGUUGCUGCAUCUUGCAGUAGCCGGGCUGCGAUAGAGGCAAACAAGGCCACAGCUAGGAUUUUGGUCAGGAUGCUGGAGGAUGGGUCAGAAAAUGCUAAGGCAGUCGCCGCUAAGGAAAUUCGGUUGCUGGCAAAGACCGGGAAGCAAAACCGGGCAUUCAUCGCUGACUUGGGUGCGAUUCCGCUGCUAUGCAGGUUGCUCUUGUCGAAUGAUUGGAUGGCACAAGAGAAUGCUGUGACAGCGCUGCUAAAUUUGUCAAUCUUUGAGCCAAACAAGGGACGGAUUAUGGAACAGGAAGGCAGCUUGCGGCUUAUUGUCAGGGUUUUACAGAAUGGAUGGACUACAGAGGCAAAGGAGAAUGCUGCAGCCACUCUGUUUAGUCUAUCGGUGGUCCAUGAUUACAAAAAACUGAUCAUGAAUGAACCUUCUGCUGUUGAGGAGCUAGCCAGCAUGCUGACCAAAGGGACGGCAAGGGGGAAGAAGGAUGCAGUGAUGGCACUCUUCAAUCUCUCAACACAUCCAGAAAGCUCAGCUCGGAUGCUUGAGUCAUGUGCAGUUGUAGCCUUAAUUCAGUCACUGAGGAACGACACUGUGUCGGAGGAAGCUGCUGGUGCUUUGGCCCUGCUGAUGAAGCAACCUUCUAUUGUACAUCUUGUUGGGAGCUCUGAAACUGUGAUCACUAGCCUGGUUGGAUUAAUGAGGCGUGGAACUCCAAAAGGUAAGGAAAACGCAGUGUCGGCUUUAUAUGAGAUAUGUCGCCGGGGUGGCUCUGCAUUGGUGCAAAGAGUAGAAAGGAUUCCAGGGUUGAACACAGUAAUACAAACCAUCACGCUCAAUGGAACAAAGCGCGCCAAGAAGAAAGCAAGCCUAAUUAUCAAGAUGUGCCAGAGAAGCCAAAUGCCAUCAGCAAUGGCACUAGGGAGCACAUUGACAGUUGUUGAUCAUUCAUUGGUGGGGAACAACACAUUAAGGCGUGCUGCGAGCUUUGGCAGUGGAGAAUUGCCAAACCCAAUUUCGAUAUCAGUGCCAGUGCCCUAGGUGAAAGGUUUCUGCCCUGGAUUAUGGAUAAUGGUUACAUUUGGUGAGUUUUGUCCCCAAAAUUCUUUCAUUUCAUGCUCAAAUGAAGGUAUACAAAAUUUAAUCCAAAGGAUUUAAUACUCGAAAUAUAUCAGAUGUUCCUAUAUGUUUAUGUGUGUGAAAUGUGGAUAAGUGUGCAGACAUAUAGAUGUGCAAUUAGAGUUCCAGCUUGAUGUUUCCUCCUUGCAAGCUUGGACAUUGUUCGGUUUUGUUUCAUUUUUAUUUUUUUUGAAAAGCACCAAAUCUGUAUGCUGUUUUCUGUAAACUGUUCAGUCAACUAGUAAGCUUAUACUGAGGCAACGGUGGAAAGAAAUGAUAU